CUCCCGGGCUAUAAAAACAAGCGGCCGUGUCGCCGACACUGUAGACUCACUGACGCCUGGCCAUGACCAUGCUUAACGCCGUCAUGGACGCCAUGCAGGACUUUGGGGUGAGCAGCACCCGCUACCUUCAGACCAACUACCAGGAUGCCCAAGGCUUGUUCCUCUGGGUGUCUUGGGCGGCGGACCUCAGGAACACCUUCUUCAUCUUCUUCCCGCUCUGGUUCCACUUGCGGUCCUCGGUGGGCAUCAAGCUCAUCUGGGUGGCCGUCAUCGGAGACUGGCUCAACUUGGUGUUCAAAUGGAUUCUGUUUGGUGAGAGGCCUUACUGGUGGGUCCACGAGACGCCCUAUUACGCCCACGGCGCUCGCCCUCACAUCGAACAGUACCCCAUGACCUGCGAGACCGGCCCAGGCAGCCCCUCUGGCCACGCCAUGGGAGCGGCGGGCGUCUACUACACCUUGGUGACCUCCAUACUCGCCAUCACGGCCAGCAAGAGGAAACACGGCAACAGGAAGUCCUCCAACAACAGGUACCUGAAGGCCAUUCUUUGGACCUUGUUCUGGGGAGUCCAAGUGUGUGUGUGUCUGUCCAGGGUCUUCAUCGCCGCCCACUUCCCGCACCAGGUGCUUGCUGGGGUCCUCACAGGCGUGAUCGUGGCCGAGGCCUUUGACAGGACUCAGUGGAUCUACAGCGCCAGCAUGAAGAAGUACUUCUACACCACGCUCUUCCUCACCUCCUUCGCCGUGGGCUUCUACCUGCUGCUCAAGGCCGUGGGCGUGGACCUCCUGUGGACGCUGGAGAAGGCCCAGAAGUGGUGCGUGAGGGCCGAGUGGGUCCACCUGGACAGCACGCCGUUCGCCAGCCUCCUGCGCAACAUGGGCACGCUGUUCGGCCUGGGCCUGGGCCUGCACUCGCCGCUCUACACCGAGACCAAGAGGAGCGGCGGCGCGCUGGCGAAGGCAGGCUGCGUGCUGGCCUCGCUGCUGCUCCUGCACCUCUUCGACUCCUUCAAGCCGCCCACGCACACCGCCGUCCUCUUCUACCUGCUCUCCUUCUGCAAGAGCGCCACCGUGCCCAUGGCGACCGUCAGCAUCAUCCCGUACCUCGUCAACGGCGCGCUGGGCCUGCACGGAAAGAAGGCGCCGUGAGCCGCGCAGAACUGUACGGACUUUAAGGAACAGGAAGUGCGAGGUAAAAACUGGCGGCCACGAAAGCCAGCGGUCAGCAGAGAACAAUGAGACUGUAACAACGCUACCCAUGAUGCCUUGGGGCGCUUACAAGAGCAGCACUUGUGCUUCCGGCUCUUUCACUUCGUUCAUCAACUCAGCCAAUGUUUUGGACUAUUUUUUAAUAAAAUCUUGGACUAAGUUC
Molecule: messenger RNA, 1371 nt
Organism: Nerophis lumbriciformis (worm pipefish)
Lineage: Eukaryota; Metazoa; Chordata; Actinopteri; Syngnathiformes; Syngnathidae
Gene: g6pc1a.2
Product: glucose-6-phosphatase catalytic subunit 1a, tandem duplicate 2
Biological process (GO): glucose 6-phosphate metabolic process; gluconeogenesis
Cellular component (GO): membrane
Molecular function (GO): glucose-6-phosphatase activity
Source: RefSeq, a predicted model, not a curated record